AUAAGCAUCAUCACUUAUCUUCAUUUGUUACAUCAAGCGAGUAAAACCUCCUGAUUAGAUUGCGUGAAAACAUAGAACUAUGGCUUCUCAGACCAAAGUGGUGAUGCUUCUUAUUCUCGCCACAGCAGGAGCAGCUUUGGGACUUACAUUACUCUUUUCUUUCUUCUGGUUUCUAGAGGCUGAUCCUGACAUUGUGAAAGAUCAGGCAGUAAUGUGUAAAUUUUCUGACAAAUGCCCCGUUGGAUGGUCCUACUAUUUCGGUCGCUGCUACUUGUACAACGGCGCCAAACUGAGUUGGGCUUCUGCAGAGACAUUCUGUCAGAAAUUUGAUGCACACUUGGUCUCAAUACACAGUGAGAAUGAAUAUCAGCAGAUAAAGGCUCUUAUCCGUACUUAUGACCCCAUGGAGAAUGCAGCAUACAUCGGCCUCAGUGACUGUCAGAAGGCUUAUCAAUUCUUUUGGUCUGAUGGCACCAAAUUGGGUUUCACCAAGUGGAAUCCAGGACAACCAGAUAAUGAAAACAACAACGAGCGCUGUGUGCAUAUAAAUGCUAGUACCGAAAAAAACUGGAAUGAUAUUCCUUGUGACUACACUUAUGCCUCUGUGUGUGCCAAGGAAAGUAACUGAAAUGCUUCCUACUGCAUCUCACCAAAUAUAAUACAAUACUUUUCCUCGUCACUGAUGAAUUUAUAAAAUGAUUCUGUGUCGGACUUCUAUAACUUCAGCAAUAAAAAAAAA
Molecule: messenger RNA, 739 nt
Organism: Tachysurus vachellii
Lineage: Eukaryota; Metazoa; Chordata; Actinopteri; Siluriformes; Bagridae
Product: type-2 ice-structuring protein-like
Exons: 7
Coding region: 80-628 (182 amino acids)
Molecular function (GO): signaling receptor activity
Source: RefSeq, a predicted model, not a curated record